Molecule: messenger RNA, 7816 nt
Organism: Anolis carolinensis (green anole)
Lineage: Eukaryota; Metazoa; Chordata; Lepidosauria; Squamata; Anolidae
Gene: adamts7
Product: ADAM metallopeptidase with thrombospondin type 1 motif 7
Exons: 24
Coding region: 139-5208 (1689 amino acids)
Biological process (GO): proteolysis; extracellular matrix organization
Cellular component (GO): extracellular matrix
Molecular function (GO): metalloendopeptidase activity
Source: RefSeq, a predicted model, not a curated record
CCUCCUCCUCCCCCCUGGCAGAGCCGUGCCUGGCCGGCAUGGAGGGGGCCGGGGGUCUUCCUCCUCCUCCUCCUCUUCUCCUCCUUCCUGGGUCCAGCAGCUAGAAGAGAGAGAGGGAGACCCCAGACCCACCCGGCCAUGGCCCACCCACGCCUCCUCCCGGCGCUCCUCCUGGCCGCCUUCGCCUUCGCCGCCUCUUUCGGGUCCCUCCUCCCGGGAGAGGAUGGCGAUGCUGAGGAUGACGGGGAGGUGGUCUUCCCGGUGAAGGUGGACGCGGGCGGGCGCUUUGUCUCCUUCGACCUGACCCCCCGGCUGCUCUCCAAGCGGGAGGCCUCCUCCCCGCAGAGCCGCCCCUCGGCCUUCUACCGGCUCUCCCUGGGCGGGCAGACCCUGCGCUUCGCCCUCGGCCUCAAUGGACGCCUCUUGGCCCCGGGAUUCCUCAGCGAGAGGCGGCGCCGUGGGGGCCUCUCCCAGGCCAGGAUCCGGGCCCCCGGCCCCAACCCCUGCCACAUGACCGGGAAGGUGCGCGGCCAGGGCCGGGGAGGCGGGAUGGCCGCCCUCAGCACCUGCGGCGGAGUCAUGAAAGGCAUAUUCCGGCUGGGGAACGAAGACUUCUUCAUUGAGCCUCUGGCCGCAAGCAAACCAGGGGGGAACUCGGUCCGUCCGCACAGGAUAUACAGGCGCCAUGCUCCCGAGUUCGAGGCCGAAGAGCUCAUUUCGGUGGCCAGCCGGACGUCACCCGCUUUGGCCUGGAAGUGCGGGGCCCGAGAAAGCCUCCAGGAUUCGGAGAAGCGGAGAGAGAAGUGGGAGGAGAAGCAGCGGCGCAAGCGGCGGAUCAGGCCGCGCUCGGUCAGCAAGGAGAAAUGGGUGGAGACGCUGGUGGUGGCCGACACCAAGAUGGUGGAGUACCACGGCGCCGACCACGUCGAGAAAUACGUCCUGACCAUCAUGAACAUGGUGGCCGGUUUGUUCCACGACGCCAGCAUCGGGAACCCGAUCCACAUCUCCGUUGUGCGCCUGAUCUUUCUGGAAGAGGAGGAGGAGGACCUCAAAAUCACCCACCACGCAGACAACACCUUGAGAAGCUUCUGCAAGUGGCAAAAAGCCAUCAACGUCAAAGGGGACGCUCACCCGCUGCACCACGACGUGGCCAUCCUGCUAACCAGGAAGGAUCUCUGCACCGCCAUGAACCAGCCUUGUGAGACGCUGGGCCUGUCGCACGUCUCUGGCAUGUGCCAGCCGCACCGGAGCUGCAACAUCAACGAGGACACGGGGCUCCCGCUGGCCUUCACUGUGGCGCACGAACUGGGACACAGUUUUGGGAUUCAGCAUGACGGAAGCGGCAAUGACUGUGAGCCAGUGGGGAAAAGACCUUUCAUCAUGUCUCCACAGCUCCUGUACGACACCUCGCCCCUCACCUGGUCCCACUGCAGCCGCCAGUACAUCACCCGCUUCCUCGACCGGGGCUGGGGGCUCUGCCUGGAUGACCCUCCCGCCAAAGACGUCAUCGACUUCCCCUCCGUCCCGCCGGGGGUCCUUUACGACGUCGGCCACCAGUGCCGCCUCCAGUACGGCCCCUACUCCACUUACUGCGACGACAUGGACAGCGUCUGCAACACUCUCUGGUGCUCCGUGGGGAACACCUGCCACUCCAAGCUGGACGCCGCUGUCGAUGGCACCAAAUGCGACGAGAACAAGUGGUGCUUCGAUGGCGACUGUGUCCACGUGGGCUACCGGCCAGAGUCCACGCACGGAGGCUGGUCAGCCUGGGGCUCCUGGGCCAGCUGCUCACGGACCUGCGGAGCCGGAGUGCAGAGCGCGGAAAGGCAGUGCGACAGCCCCAUGCCAAAAUACGGCGGAAAGUAUUGCCUGGGAGAGCGGAAGCGUUUCCGGGUCUGCAGCACCCAGCUCUGCCCAGCGGAGAGGCCUUCUUUCCGGCAGAUUCAGUGCAGCCGCUUCGACGCCCGGCCCUACAAGGGGAAGUUCUACAAGUGGACUCCAGUUCCUCAUAACAGUAGCCCCUGCGAACUGCACUGCCGUCCGGAGAAAGAGUAUUUUGCCGAGAAGCUCCGGGACGCCGUCUUGGACGGAACCCCCUGCUAUGAAGGGACCACCAGCCGGGAUUUGUGCAUCAAUGGGAUCUGCAAGAAUGUGGGCUGUGACUAUGAAAUCGACUCCUACGCAGAAGAAGACCGGUGCGGCGUGUGCCGAGGAGACGGCUCCACCUGCCAGACGGUGACCAAGACCUUUGAGGAAUACGAGGGACUGGGCUACGUCGACGUGGGGCUGAUCCCGGCCGGAGCCCGGGUGAUCCAGAUCGAGGAAGUGGCCGAAGCGGAGAACUUUCUGGCUUUAAGGAGCGAGGAUCCGGAGAAGUAUUUCCUGAAUGGUGGCUGGACCAUCCAAUGGAACGGCGAGUACAAGGUGGCCGGGACCACCUUCACCUACGAACGGAUGGGGAACUGGGAGAACCUCACCUCCCCGGGACCCACACGAGAGCCCGUCUGGAUACAGCUCUUGUUCCAGGAGAAGAACCCGGGCGUCCGCUACCAGUACACCAUUCAGAGGGAAUCGGAGGCCGAGAACGAGAUCCUGCCGGCCGAGUUCUCCUGGAAAUACGGGCCCUGGACCAAAUGCACCGCCACCUGCGGCACAGGGGUCCAGAGGCAGAUGGUGCACUGCGUGGAGAAGGUGGCCGGAGCCGUGGAAGAGCGCUACUGCCAGGGGCUCGGCCGGCCGGACGACAAGCAGAGGAGUUGCAGCGAGGACCCCUGCCCGGCCAGGUGGUGGACGGGCGAAUGGCAGUCGUGUUCUGCCACUUGUGGGGACUCCGGCCUGGUCAAGAGGACGGUCCUCUGCAUCCAGAGUGUCACCUUGGACGAGCAGAAGGCCCUGCCGCCCAGCCACUGCCAGCACCUCUCCCGGCCGGACGCCACGGCCCCCUGCAACCGAGAGGUCUCCUGCCCGGCAAAGUGGGCCACUGGAAACUGGUCCGAGUGUUCGGUGACCUGCGGAAGUGGAGCCCAGAGGCGCCCCGUCUUCUGCCCCCGUGACGCCAGGGCCGGCUGCGACCCCUUGCAAAGGCCGGCCUCCGAAACGUCCUGCGUGAAGCCGCCGUGCCGAAAUAGUAAUAAUAAUAAUAAGGCGGAAAGCACCGUUCCAGACUGGUCCGGGAGCGGCUCCUCCAACGAGAUCAACUUCAUCCCCGAGGGCCCGAUGCACAGGUUCAGCCCUUCCUCGCCCAGGUCCGAAGACCUCAACGUCAUCACCGAGGAGGACUUUUCGUCUCCCGACGGCAGUCCAAAGGGGAACGUCUUUGUGGAUGACUUCUACUACGACUAUAAUUUCAUCAAUUUCCACGAAGACCUCUCUUAUGACUCAGCCGGGGAAGAUUACAGUAGGAAAACAGAGACCGUCCCAGACAUGGAGGUCAAGACAGUGAGCAAUGCAAAGGAGGAUUCUCCAGAAAUGGGGCCCACCCCCACUUAUUUCCCAACCAUGAAGCCAGAAGUUGGAAUGGGAAGCAGAAGCUCGCCAACAGAAGCUCCCGAGCAAAAGAACAAGCAAGAAGCUGUCACGGUUGAGGGGAGCAACAUCAAUGCUGACACCUCCACCAGACCCCCCAUUCCAGAGCAAAGAGAAGGCCCUCAUCCGCCCACAUCAACAACAAUAAGGAAUUUCCCUGCCAGAAACAGUGACCGUUCCUCCACCCAAGAGACCCCGGGAGACCUUUCCGAAGAGGACAAGAUGUCUCCAACCUCCCUUCCUUCCUUGGCUGAGAUGAAUCCCAGUUUGCCUUUGAGCAAAGAAUAUAAUAGCGAUGAAUCCAGGAUGACACAGCUUCCCGAAAGCAGGAUGGAAGAUCCCGGAAGCUCAGCGUUUCCCAAUGGCUUGUGGACGAUGACGGAGAGCGGCACCGGGGAGGCAAGCACUGCCGCCGAGGUUUCAACUGAACAUGGGGACAAUCCAGCCACUCCUCAGUUCAGUUCGGUCACAACCGGAGCUCCAAGGACGAGUCGGGGGUCUUCCCCGCUCUCCUCCCAGGCCGUGCAUUUUGCAGGAACGACCCCUGCCCUUUCCGACCAUCCCGGCCCACCUGGGACCCCGAGAGAGCCGCUUCCGUCCCACAGUCCAACUCUUACGCCAACGUCAGUGGCUCAGGGCUCUGCUUCGCCCGGCCCUCUGCUUUCCAGGCCAGCUGCACCGAGAUGGAAGGAACCCAGCGAGAUGCAGGCGGGCUUGGGAAACAAGAGCCUCGGCGGCAGGAACGAAAGCGCACCCAACGGGCUCGACUGGGCCUUCGCGGGUCUUGAGCCCAACCUCACGUCGGCAAAGCCAGUGGCGUCUUCGUCGGAACCGCCUUCUCUCGCGGCAGGUGCCUUCAACGCCAGCUGGGAAGCCGGGAACUGGAGCGAGUGCUCCACCACCUGCGGCCUGGGGGCCAUGUGGAGGACCGUGCGCUGCAGCGCCGGGAAAGAGGAGGACUGCAGCGCGGCCAGGAGGCCCGUUCCGGCCCGGAGGUGCUACCUGAGGCCCUGCUCCACCUGGAGAGUAGGAAACUGGAGCAAGUGCUCCAAGGCCUGCGGAGGCGGAGUGAAGGUCCGGGACGCCCAGUGCGUGGACACCCGGGACCAGCGGCCUCUGCGCCCCUUCCACUGCCAGGCCCUCCCCGCCAAGCCCCCCACGCGCAUGCCCUGCCACACGGACCCCUGCCUCGGAUGGUACACGUCCGCCUGGAGAGAGUGCUCUGAGCUGUGCGGAGGCGGAGAGCAGGAGCGCCUGGUCACCUGCCCCGAGUUCGGGAGGUGUGACGAAGCCCUCCGGCCCAACACCACCAGGCCGUGCCACGGCCAGCCCUGCGCCAGGUGGACAGUGGGGCCCUGGGGUCAGUGCUCGGUCUCGUGUGGCGGGGGCAUCCAGCGGAGGCAAGUGAAGUGCGUGAACACCAAGACGGGGGAGGCGGAAGAGGACCGGAGCCGCUGCGGCCACCAACAGUGGCCAGAGAACAUCCAGAAGUGCGGCCUACAGGACUGCGGCCUCAGCGAGCCGAGUGCCUCCUGCGAGCGUGACCGGCUCUCCUUGGGCUUCUGCCAGACCCUGCGUCUCCUGGGGAGGUGCCCCUUGCCCACCGUCCGCGCCCAGUGCUGCCAGUCCUGCCAACGGGCCACCAACCAAAGCCGCGGGGAGCAGCGCGCCUCCCGGAAGUGAAGAUACGAGACGCCUGAGGUCCAGGCCCCCCUCACCACUUUCCUUUUUUGCAGGCCCCACCUCCCCAUCCGGCCCUUGGCUCUCUCCUGGGCCACCUUGAAUGCCUUGAAUCCGGGGAACGAGGCUUUGGCCCCGAAACUGCCGCAAAAGGCUCUCUGGUGCUAUCCCGCAUUUGGCUCCAUUCAGGUCUCUCUCUUGGUGUUGGCGGGCCAGCACAAAACUCUUUGGACUGCUGUUGUUUUUGUUGUUUGUAAACGUUAUUUUUGGAAAUAUUUUAUACCACUGAACAUCUAGCAUUCCAAACGGUGUACGUUUCAUUGCAUGGGUCUUUUUUCGUUGUCAAACCACCUCAGAUGAAACCUCCCCACUCGAAAACUCCACUUGUCCGGUGGGCCUCCGGCGGUUGUCGAACUGCAACUCCCAUCAUCCCCUCCAUCCGUUAGCAUAGAGCCUUCCACCACGAUUCAGUGCUAUGGUUUCACAAGAAUUGUCGUUUUGUAAGGUCUUGAACUAACCAGUACCCACUAAUAGAAUACAGUAGAGUCCUGUUUAUCCAAGGUUCUGUAUUAUCCAACACACUUUGCCUUUUAGUAGUCAAUGUUUUUGUAGUCAAUUUUUCAAUAACUUGCGAAAUUUUGGUGCUAAAUUCAUAAACACAGUAAUUACAGUAGAGUCUCACUUAUCCAACAUUCGCUUAUCCAACAUUCUGGAUUAUCCAACGCAUUUUUGUAGUCAAUGUUUUCAAUACAUCAUGAUAUUUUGAUGCUAAAUUUGUAAAUACAGUAAUUACUACAUAGCAUUACUGCGUAUUGAACUACUUUUUCUGUCAAAUUUGUUAUAUUACAUGAUGUUUUGGUGCUUAAUUUGUAAAAUCAUAACCUAAUUUGAUAUUUAAUAGGCUUUUCCUUUAUCCCUCCUUAUUAUCCAACAUAUUCGCUUAUCCAACAUUCUGCCGGCCCAUUUAUGUUGGAUAAGUGAGACUCUACUGUAUUACAUAACGUUAUCAUGUACUGAACUGCUUUUUCUAUCCAUUUGUUGUAAAGCAUGAUGUUUUGGUGCUUAAUUUGUAAAUGUUUAAUAGGCUUUUCCUUAAUCCCUCCUUAUUAUCCAACAUUUUCGCUUAUCCAAUGUUCUGCCGGCCUGUUUAGCUUGGAUAAGUGAGACUCUACUGUAAUAACAAUGUAUUAGAUGUCAUUAAACAUUGUAUUAAGUACAAUAGAUUGUUACAAAUCACAAACUGUUGCAUUCACAGUGUGAUGACUAGUCGAAACCGGUUGUGGAUCAGGGGUCUACUCAUCUUUUAUGAAGAAUCAAGAAAAUAAACAAGAAAGUUUACUCCAUUGUGAAUGCAACUACCAUUCAUCAUACUGUGACGAUUUAUCUGACACUAGCUGUGCCCGGCCACGCGUUGCUGUGGCGAAGUAUGGUGGUAUGGGAAAUAAAGUAUUGAGGAAUUGGUGGUAGUUAAGGUAAAGGGUCCCUUGGGCUGAGUGGGUUGCUAGGAAACCAAGUGAGCGGAGCUUAGCCUUCUAACUGGCAGCAAUUGGAUAAAAACAAUUAUUCCUCUCCCUCUAAUUAGGACUAUUUUUCUUUUCUUUUUGUUGUAUCAACCUAGAGGCAUGGAUGAGGGGUUGUGCUGUCAAUUUUCAAGGUUGUGGGGUGUUUACUUUUGUUGUUUUGUCCGCUGCCGUGAUGCCAUCACUUUUUUAUAUAUAUAGAUUUAUAUGCAUUUAUUGUACAUAAUACAAUGUGUAAUGACAUCUAAUACAUUGUUAUUUUUCCAAUAGUGGGUACUUGUUAGUUCAAGCUCUUGGGAACCCAUUUUUUCUUAUAGUUUUGUAAGGUCUGCCAUGGUGCUAACUCCCAGAAUUUCAUAGUAUUGGGCCAUGGCAGCUAACGUGGUGCCAAACCGCAUUAAUUCCAUGUGGAUGCACCUAGAGAGAGCCUUUGCCUUGAGGAUGCAUUGCCUUGUCCCUUUAUUUAGCAUCUCUGUGCAAGGAUUGCAGCCAUGGCUUUGCUCCGCUAUAAAACAGGUUGAACAGAUCCGCUCGCCAGACCCGUUACAACUGGCCAGGACUGAUGGGAGUUGCAACCCAGCACCAUUCAUGGUUUUGGGUCUCAGAACCAAAUUCAUUCCUUUUAAUGGGACCUUUGAGGGUCUCUCCUCAACACCGUCCUUCAGCCAAACAAGAGGCCCAAGGUCUUCUCCUUUCCUCUCUUGACUCAGGAAAAACGUCUGCCUUUCCAUAUUAACACCACCAUUGAGCCGGAUUUCCUUUCUCUCCCUAAUAUACAUUGGUCUGGCUCUAUUUUGGGAAAUGAAGAUUGCAUACUUUGGGUUUGUUAUCACAUGUAUUCCUUCGCCGAGGCUCCAAAACAAGCCACGGAAUGCUCCAAAUGUCCCGGUUUCUGGGUUGCCUAUAAUUUCCAACGUCUGUUUGAUGUAUCAGAUAUGAAAUGUCUCCAGGCAAAGACAGAACGGGAACGCAAACGCCUCCCCUUUUGGCACCGAGUUACUUACAAGACUAUGGCUGUCAUUUUGGUUUCUAUUUUUUUUAAAUGACUAUAGCUCUCAAGUGUGUUAAAUUAAAUUCUUAUAACAAACAAA